Suncus etruscus (white-toothed pygmy shrew) is the source of this 3287-nucleotide messenger RNA. It is a transcript of the gene ZNF316, whose product is annotated as zinc finger protein 316. The annotation marks the transcript as partial. The transcript has 5 exons. The record is from RefSeq and is a predicted model, not a curated record. Gene Ontology annotation, biological process: regulation of transcription by RNA polymerase II. Gene Ontology annotation, molecular function: sequence-specific DNA binding; DNA-binding transcription factor activity, RNA polymerase II-specific. Gene Ontology annotation, cellular component: nucleus. Lineage: Eukaryota; Metazoa; Chordata; Mammalia; Eulipotyphla; Soricidae.
GAACAGCAGGAGGAGGAGGAAGAGGAGGAAGAGGAAGGAGGAGGCCUGGUGGGGCAGGUGGAGGUGGAGCUGGAAGAAGACCAGGAGCCAGAGGUCACGGUGGAGCCAGGGAGCACCCAGGAGCACUGCGGCCGAGGCAACCACACCAGAUCCUCAGUGGUUCCAGAACAGGCCCCACAGGCCUCGAGGGUUCUGGCCUGGUCCAGGGAGGAGGGAGACGAGGAGGAGAAGGAGGACAAUGGUGAGGAGGAUGAUGGAGACUUUCUGACAUCAAGCUCACGGGGGCUGGUGACCUUUGAGGACGUGGCUGUGUACUUGUCCCUGGAGGAGUGGGAGCAGCUGGACGCAGUGCAGCGCGGCCUCUACACCGACGUGAUGCAGGAAAACUAUGGCAUCCUGGUGUCUCUGGGUUACCCCAUCCCCAAACCCGAGCUAAUCUUCCGCCUGGAGCAGGGGGAGGCGCCAUGGGUCCCUGACAGCCCUCGACCCCAGGAAGGUGAUAUCGUCACGGGCGUCUACACAGGUGCCUGGUUCUGGGCCGACGAUGCAGAGGACCAGGAAGACGAUGACGAUGAUGAGGACUUUCUGGCAGAAGUGGCCGAGGAUGAGAAUGAGCUGCCAGGGCUGUGGUCAGCAGCCUACGGCGUGGGGGACGUGCCUGGCACUUGGGGGCCCGACGACUCAGAUUCAACGCAGACCCCUAGGCGCUGGGAGACUGAGACAGGCGUCCUGGGCGUGCUAGCUGAGGGGGCCACAGCCAAGGCUUUCCCGCCCGGCAGUGAGCCAGGCACAGACCUGUUGGCAGCCCCCUGGACCUUCGCCAAUGCUGGGGUGGCCCCAGCCGGCCGGCCCGAGACCACCUGCAACGUGUGCGGUAAAGUGUUCCCGCACCGCUCGCGGUUGGCCAAGCACCAGCGUUACCACGCGGCUGUGAAGCCGUUCGGCUGUGACGAGUGUGGGAAGGGCUUCGUAUACCGCUCGCACCUGGCCAUCCACCAGCGCACACACACAGGCGAGAAGCCCUUCCCGUGCCCAGACUGCGGCAAGCGCUUCGUCUACAAGUCACACCUGGUGACGCACCGGCGCAUCCACACGGGCGAGCGACCCUACCGCUGCGCCUUUUGCGGCGCGGGCUUCGGCCGCCGUUCCUACCUGGUCACGCACCAGCGCACGCACACGGGCGAGCGGCCCUACCCUUGCACGCACUGCGGCCGCAGCUUCAGCCAGAGCUCGGCUCUUGCCCGCCACCAAGCCGUGCACACCGCCGACCGGCCCCACUGCUGUCCCGACUGUGGCCAGGCCUUCCGCCUCCGCGCAGACUUCCAGCGCCACAGGCGGGGCGGCGGCUGCACAGAUCCUGGCGGCGAUGGCCCGCGGCGGGGACCCAACACAGUGGCGGCGGCACCCGUGGGGGCCGUCCAGGAACCCGAACCUGAGGCUCAGGAGCCCCGAAAGCCGGAUAAGGAUAAAGCGGACACAGAAACGCAGAGAGAGAAGGAAGAGGCGGUGUCCAUGGAGCCGCCCGUGCCACGCGUCCCUGUCCCUGUCCCUCCCAACAAAGAAGACCCCCCGGCCGCCAGGCGCUUCCCGGGGCUGGACAGCAGCAACGGUCAAGGCCCGUCCUCGCAUCCUCUGGGCUUCCCUUUUCCCGUGCAUCCCAAGUCCUGGCUGCACCCGGACGGCUUCCCGAUCCUGGGCCUCCCCAGCUUGGGCGAUCGGCUGCCUUCGGACGGGCGCCCUCUGCCCGGACCCCUGCGGGGAGGCCGUCUCGCCCUGGUGGAGGGCGCGGGCCUGGCGUGCGACCCCUUUGUCCCCGCCGGCGGGCCCGGACCCGGGGCGGGGGUUGGCAGCGGCCGCAACAGCGGGGGGCUGCGUGCCUUCGGGCCGGCCGUCGGGGGGCUGCUGUCCGAGCCGGCGCCCGCCACUCUGGCCGACGAGGAGAGCCCCUGGAUCUGUUCCGACUGCGGCAAGACGUUCGGGCGCCGCGCGGCCCUGGCCAAGCACCAGCGCUACCACGCGGGCGAGCGUCCGCACCGCUGCGCAGACUGCGGCAAGAGCUUCGUGUACGGCUCGCACCUGGCCCGCCACCGGCGCACGCACACGGGCGAGCGGCCCUUCCCGUGCCCCGAGUGCGGCGCGCGCUUCGCCCGCGGCUCGCACCUGGCGGCCCACGUCCGCGGCCACACGGGCGAGAAGCCCUUCGUGUGCGGCGUGUGCGGGGCGGGCUUCAGCCGCCGCGCGCACCUGACGGCGCACGGCCGGGCCCACACCGGCGAGCGGCCCUACGCGUGCGGCGAGUGCGGCCGGCGCUUCGGGCAGAGCGCGGCUCUCACGCGGCACCAGUGGGCGCACGCCGAGGAGAAGCCGCACCGCUGCCCCGACUGCGGCAAGGGCUUCGGCCACAGCUCGGACUUCAAGCGGCACCGGCGCACGCACACGGGCGAGAAGCCGUUCCGCUGCGGCGACUGCGGCCGGGGCUUCGCGCAGCGCUCCAACCUGGCCAAGCACCGGCGCGGCCACACGGGCGAGCGGCCCUUCCCGUGCCCCGAGUGCGGCAAGCGCUUCUCGCAGCGCUCGGUGCUCGUCACGCACCAGCGCACGCACACGGGCGAGCGGCCCUACGCCUGCGUCAACUGCGGCCGCCGCUUCUCGCAGAGCUCGCACCUGCUCACGCACAUGAAGACGCACCGCGGCGCUGUUCCCGCCGCGCCCCCCGUCGCCCCCGCGCCCCCCGCGCUCCCCACACCAGCCUCUGGGGAACGCAGCAGCAGCAGCAGCAGCAGUCUGCGCGACUUUGCAGGCGGCACCAGCUUCGGCUCUGAGACCGCCACCGCGGCAACCUUUGCGGGACCUUCCAGCACCUUGGAGGGCAGCGUCCCCUGAAGCUGGACACCCACUGAGCACACCCACCUUCCAUGUGGGGCGGUUCUCUGGGAGUUCCUGGGAGAUGCAGGGCCUGCCUUGGAGGUAGAAAAAAACAACCCCUGCAAGCUGUACCGGGUGUAGCGGGGAAGACUGGACCAAAACGGGGUGCAGAGGAGGUUAUUUAUAUUUCUCUCUGUCUUGGAGUUUGUAACUAGACCUGAGGGAGGGGAGGGGAUGGGGUCCCUGUGUAGUGCUUCUGGUUGUUAACAUCGUCUCACCCCCUACCUGGGAUGCAACAGGGGACCACCCAGCUUUCUGGAAAGUUCCGCUGGUUCGCACAAGGCUAUGCGGUUUCCGGGGAUGGAUGGAUGGAUGGAAAGCUUGGACUCUGGCUAUUCGCUACUCUGGCAGUAGCAGCUUCU